AUGGCCUCCCAAAGACAAGCAACAUCAGCCUCCCAAGUCCCCCACCUCUCCCCCGCCGAACUCUCCUACCUCUACACCUCCCUCAGCCUCCCUAAAUCACCAAUCCGACCGGACGGCCGCUCACCCACACAAUUCAGACCUCUAAGCGCAGAAACAAACAUCCUGCCCGGCACAAACGGCAGUGCGCGCAUCGGUUUCGCAGAUGGCACACAGGCAAUUGUCGGUGUCAAAGCCGAAGUUGAGAAGACAGUCGUUGCCGCUGAUACCCUCGACUCACGCAGUCUGGGCCAGCAGGGUGACCAGCUGAAUCGCGAGGGUGGGGAGGGCUCUGCUGCUGUUUCUGGGCAGGGAGAGUGGGUGCAAAUGUCUAUUGAGAUUCCUGGGUUCCGGGAUGAUGAUGCUUUGCCUGUUUUCUUGUCUGAAAUGAUGAGGGAGAGUCUUGUGGGUUCCGUUGAGGAUGGAAAGGAUGCUGAGAUGGCUGGUGGGUUGAAGGGGAGGCUUGUUAUUAACAAGCGUUGGCAUUGGAGGUUGUAUAUUGAUGUCCUCCUCCUCUCGCAACCCCUCGCCUACCCCCUCCCCCUCCUCUCCCUAACAACCCAUCUCGCCCUCCUAAGCACUAAACUCCCAAAAUUGAAAUCAACCGGCGAAGAAGACCCCUUCUUCGACGACGAUUGGGCCGUCGCUGAAUACCUCUACCCACGCAUCACCACCAAACCAACAAAACACACACCAACAGCGCAAUCCCACCCAGUCCGCCCACCAGUAACCUUACUAGUCAUCUCCGUUGGCGAGAACAUCAUCUUCGACCCGAACCGCGAAGAAAUCGCCGUCGCAGACGCUGUCCUGGCCAUCUCCGUCACCCGCACCGGAGACUCAGAUGCCCUCAAGCUCCUCUCAAUCCGCACUAUCGACCCACCCUCGCGCUUGACGAACCCUGGUAUUCCCAAUUCCGAGAAUGUAAAUAUGCUCGGUGCGACGGCGUCUGAUGAAUCUGCCUUGCUUAACCCUGCUACUGGGGAGGAUGAGGUUUCCCGUGUUUGGAGGCCGCGGAGAGGUGGUGUCAAGAGGAGUGUUAUUGCCCGGAUGGUUAAGGCUGUUCUUGGGAAGGGGGGUGUUGGAGAGGAAGUGCUUGAGGGGCUUGAGGGUGUUGAGGUUAUUUGA
Penicillium antarcticum is the source of this 1161-nucleotide messenger RNA. RefSeq names its product exosome non-catalytic core subunit RRP42. The record is from RefSeq and is a predicted model, not a curated record. Gene Ontology annotation, biological process: nuclear polyadenylation-dependent mRNA catabolic process; U5 snRNA 3'-end processing; U4 snRNA 3'-end processing. Lineage: Eukaryota; Fungi; Ascomycota; Eurotiomycetes; Eurotiales; Aspergillaceae. Gene Ontology annotation, cellular component: cytoplasmic exosome (RNase complex); nuclear exosome (RNase complex). The transcript is spliced from 2 exons. The coding region runs from base 1 to 1161 and encodes 386 amino acids.